Messenger RNA from Misgurnus anguillicaudatus (oriental weatherfish), 3173 nucleotides. It is a transcript of the gene xpc, whose product is annotated as xeroderma pigmentosum, complementation group C. Gene Ontology annotation, cellular component: nucleus; XPC complex; cytoplasm. The record is from RefSeq and is a predicted model, not a curated record. Gene Ontology annotation, biological process: mismatch repair; nucleotide-excision repair. Gene Ontology annotation, molecular function: damaged DNA binding; single-stranded DNA binding. NCBI's taxonomy places the organism in Eukaryota, Metazoa, Chordata, Actinopteri, Cypriniformes, Cobitidae.
CCUCUUUGACACCUGAAAAUAGCCCAGUAAAACGCUGACCUCUAGCGUUUGAGUCAUCAUACUGCAGUCUGAUCGCAAGUAGGAUGCGGAAGUGACGUCUGCGAUUGGAUUCCUUGCAAGCAAGUGCACGCUUUCAAUGUUAUGAAACGUGUAAAGUGAUUGUUUUGUAACAGCGAACAUCGUGUUAAGUUACACAAGUUUGCGUGUAGUGCAUGUUUGGCUUUUACUCAAGACACAAGAGACCGGUUGAUCUGCAGCUGCUAACAGCAUGGCAAAAAGAAAAGAUCCUGAACAAAAUAAGGACACAAAGAAACCGAAGCAGAUUGCAAAGAUCAAACAAGCAGCCAAAAAACAAAAAGCUAAAGAAAAUGGCAUGAUGGUUAAAAACAACUUAAAAAACUCCAAAGUGGGAUCUCCUGCAUCCAAAAACGUCAAAGGUUCCUCUGCAGGGAAAACAAGUAAAUAUUUCCAGCCGAAGGAACCAGAGGGCAUGAUGACGGAGCACAGUAAGGAAUUGAGCCCUGUGUUCAUAGAGCACUCACCAUCAAAACAAGUGAAAGAAGAGGAGGCAGAAAGUGAAGAUGAGGAGGACUGGGAGGAGGUGGAAGAAAUAGGAGAUAUGGACUCAACAGAACUAGCAGUCACAUCAAAACCUGUGGAGAUUGAGAUCGAGACUCCAGACAUGGCUCACAAGAGACAAAAGCAGGAGAAAAAGAAAGCAGAGUUUGAAACUUACCUGCGCCGAAUGAUGAAACGAUUUACCAAGGAGCAGCUAGAGGAUACACACAAGGUCCACCUGCUUUGCUUAUUGGCCAGCGGACUUUUCCGGAACAGACUCUGCUGUGAGCCCGACCUGACGGCUAUUGCCUUCUCAAUACUGCCUAUCCACUUUACCACAGUUGAGACAAAACGUAUAAAUAUAGGCUUUGUAGAGGGGCUUCUGAAAUGGUUUCAGAGGACAUUCACCUUAAACCCCGCCUUACCUGAGGAGAAGGGGGUGGAACUAAGCACAGUGCUGGAGAAGCGGAUUGGUUGUUUAUCAGCAAGGGACCAUGAGGAGAUGACUUACCUGUUAUUAUUGGUCCUGAGAUCAUUACGACUCUUUUGCCGAUUGGUGCUGUCACUACAACCCCUGUCUUUCAAGCCACCAUCUACCACUAAGAAAACGACCAAACCUACCAAAAGCACACCUACUAAAAAUCAGUCUGAGAAACCUUCCCCAAAGCCGAAGAUAUCCCCUGGGACCAAACGCCUAUCUGUGGAGACUAAAGAGGAAAGGGGUGGGAAACGUAGAAAAAAGACAGAAGGAGGCAAGAAAGAGGCACUAGCAGGACAAAAACCCAAAAACACCAGAAGAAGAAGUGUAGCAUCAAAGGUGUCCUAUAAAGAAGUCAACAGUGAUGAGGAAGAGGAGGAGAGCGGGGAGGAGUUUCAACCUGCCAACGAGGAUGAUAGUGAGGACUCUGAUUGUGAGGUCACGAACGUUUGCAGAAAGUCAAAAGUAAAGUUAAAAAAUCUGGCUCAUCAGAGGUCAGAUGAGAUCAAACAGGAGAGAAGUGAGGAAGAGGAGGAGGAAGAAGAAGAGGAAGAGAAAGAGGUGAAGAAACGAAGAUCUACACGAAAGGAGGGAAAAGGUGCAGAUGAAUGGAUAGAGAUUUAUUUGGAAAGUACCGGUAGGUGGGUGUGUGUUGAUGUGGAUCAAGGAGUCGGGCAGCCACAGCUUUGCACUGAUCAGGCCACACAGCCGAUCACUUACGUGGUGGGCAUUGACGAUGAGGGAUACAUGAAAGAUAUUAGCAGCAAGUAUGACCCCACCUGGCUGACAUCAUCAAGGCGACGACGUAUCGACUCCGAAUGGUGGGAGGAGACUAUGGAUCUCUACAAAUCUCCAGAUGCUGAUAGGGGACAAAAGGAGGACCAGGAGAUGCAGGCAAAGUUAUUAGACAAGCCUCUGCCAACAUCAGUAGCUGAAUAUAAGAACCACCCACUGUAUGCCCUAGAGAGGCACUUGCUGAAAUACGAGGCCAUCUACCCCCGUACAGCUGCUGUCUUGGGGUACUGCAGAGGGGAACCGGUUUACUCGCGAGACUGUGUGCACGUGUUGCAUUCCAGUGAUACCUGGCUGAAGGAAGCUAGAACUGUUCGACUAGCAGAGGAACCGUACAAGAUGGUGCUUGGUAUUUCCAACCGUUCUCGUAAAGCCAGGAUGAUGUCAGAGCAGAAGGAUGUAAAAGAUCUGGCUCUCUUUGGACUCUGGCAAACAGAGGAGUAUCAACCUCCAGUUGCCGUUGAUGGCAAAGUACCACGUAAUCCAUUUGGAAAUGUGUACCUCUUUAGGCCAUGCAUGUUACCAGUGGGAUGUGCUCACCUGCGUUUGCCAAAUCUGCACAAAGUUGCUAGAAAACUAAACAUCGACUGCGCUGCAGCAGUAACUGGCUUCGAUACCCACUGUGGAUUCGCACAUGCUGUUACUGAUGGCUAUAUAGUCUGUGAAGAACACAAAGAUAUUCUAGAGGCAGCUUGGGAAAAUGAGCAAGAUAUCCAGCAAAAGAAAGAACAAGAGAAACGUGAAAAACGAGCAGUGGCUAACUGGACCCUGCUGGUCAAAAGCCUGUUGAUUAAGGAGAGGCUGAAGCGUCGCUAUGGACAACAGGGCCUUGCAUCAGAGGCGGGGCUUAACCAAGGAAAAGAAGGUGAUGCUGAAGGGCUGUCUUCAGACGAAGAGGAAGAAAGCAGGGCUCAGACUGCACCUCCCUCUCUGGCAAAUUCAUGGCCACAGAACAGACAAGAAGAGCAGGAAGAAAAGAUUGUAAGGCGUGUAAAUAAACGAGAGAAACGUGAGAAGGAGAAACAUCUCUUUCCUUUUGAAAAAGUGUGACUAAAUCUCUUAUCUCUUUGCAUGAUGUACUUCCUUCGAUUUUUUUUUUGCAUAGAUCAUCUACAAAUGUCUGUGAUUAGUUUUAGAGGACCAUACAGUCUCUGAACUUUUUAAAAAAAAUACUCUACAUACACAGGGAGAUUAUGAAGAUGCCAGGAUCUAGACACAUAUCCAAGCAUUUACGUUUCAUGUCAUCUUUUCAAAUUUUUGCUGUCGAUUUCUUUUUUUUGUAUCAAAGUACAUAUUUUUAUAGAACAUGCUGUAAAAACACAUGAAAAUAAAAAUGUUUUUGUGA